AUGGUAAGUGAUCGCUGUAGCUUAAAUUCACAUUGCCUCAAUCUAAAAUUUUAUAUUUCGAGUCAGGAAUCCGAAAUUGAAGCUUAUGGGGACAUAGAAGAACCUCGGCAGAUUGCAGUUGAUCGCGAUGAUCGUACGGCCAGUAGAGCGAAUAUCCAUGAUUCACAUGGACAUCUGCCAUCUGGUUAUCCACCAGAAGCGUCGACUAGUCCACCAAGAAGCUGUAUACUUUCUGGGACAAGUGUAAAGUCAAAGCGACCAAAAUCAGCUUCGAAAAACCCUGUCAAUUUGGGACAUGCGACUAUUGGACCUUCUAGAUCCAAUCCUUCACCUAUCGCUGGAUCUUCAAAGCUAGUUUAUAGGACUCCUAAAAACAUACCCGCACGUGAAUCUGACGAGUUUGGUCGAUACGAAUCUUCCUGCUGUCAUCAGUGCCAAGUGAACACCACGCAGCCGAAGAUGAUCUGCGACCAAUCCCAGGAUCCAAACUGCGUCGUUCGAGUCUGUAUCACGUGCUUAACGAAAAGUAAAGUUUACGACGAUCAUGUUGAACUCCGACCACCUAUCUUCAAAUUUACGCCUGGUGGCAGGAUGUUAUGCGUAAAGUGCCGUGAUGUGUGUCCAUGUGCAUCAUGUAGAAGAGGUCGUAGCGAGAAAGACCACAGUAGUCGAGGUUCUGAUAGUUCAGCCCAUGAUUUCUGUGUACUCGCUCUAGAAGAACGAGAAGAGUUUUCAUCGAAGAAGCAGGCAAGACAUGAGCCAAAACGACAAAAGCAAGAAUCGCGACCAUCAAUCGAAAAGACCCUUUGUUCGCAUUCCCAGUUCGACGUCAGCCUGGAUGCCUUCACUCAAUGGAAAAAUAGUUUUGACCGAGACGAUAAAGCCCAAUUGGCUACUAUUAGUGUAGAUAAACAGAUAUUCUCAAAUACAUUGACGGCACAAGCGACCCCUGCCACUAACCAAAAGCCUAAUGGACGAUGCUGGCUUUUUGCUACUUGCAAUUUGGCUCGCAUGGGCAUCGUCAAGAAAUUUGAUCUAGGCGAUUUUGAAUUAAGUCAAAGUCGCCUGGUCUUCUACGAUUUCUUAGAAAAGGCCGACUUCUAUUUAAAGAGUAUGAUUGAGCUUGUUGAGCUGCCGAUCGAAGCUCGUAUCAUAUCGCAUAUAUCUGGCUCUCCUCUAGGUGAUGGAGGGCAAUGGGAUAUGGCCGCAGGAUUAAUUGAAAAGUAUGGCUUAGUGCCCCAGCCAAUCUAUGAUGACUCUUUCAAUUAUUUAAACUCGAGUGGUAUCAACGCUUUCCUCACCUCCAAACUUCGUGACCAAGCUCUUGAACUACGUCAAAUUUACAAGGAUGCUAAGGCUCAUGCUGCUGAUAAUCUUGGUCAAGACUCUGAAUCGGCUACCAUCGCUGGUAUUCGAGCUGCUAGACAGGCUAAAGAAACUAUGAUGGCCCAAGUCUACCGCUGCCUAGCUAUUGCUCUAGGCUCUCCUCCUUCUCCAACUGAGAGUUUCAAAUGGGAUUACGUUGACAAGUCAGGCAAGGCUCACAGUCUUGUCUCUACUCCUCUGGAUUUCUACCAUAAGCAUUGCGCUGGAUUUCAGGCAUCUGAAUACAUUAGCUUGAUCAAUGACCCGAGAAAUCCGUACAACAAGUCAUAUACUAUUGAGCGCGUUGGAAAUAUUUGGGGGGGUCGUCCGAUCAGACAUGUCAAUACUAGCCCCGAUGUGUUGAAGAGCUCAGUGAUCAAGAUGAUCCAAGCUGAUAAACCAGUUUGGCUUGGUUGUGAUGCGAGCAAGAUGUCAGAUCUGUCUCAUGGUAUCAUGGACACCAAACUCAUUGAUUACAAAGCUACAUUUGGAGUGACGUCUCGCUUGUCGAAAUCUGAUCGACUUCGAAUGGGUGAUGGUGUCAUCUCACAUGUGAUGGUCAUCACUGCCGUUCAUCUUGACGAAGAAGGCAAACCAGUACGCUACAAAGCCGAGAACAGCUGGAGUGAUACCGCUGGCCCUCACGGCUGUUUUGUCAUGACGGAUGCGUGGUUUGAUGAGUAUGUUUAUCAAAUCGUCUUACCGAAGUCUUUUACUUCGGAUUUGCUUAGAGAAAUCUAUGAUGAUCCAGAGCCGAGUGUUUUACCACCAUGGGGUAUGUAG
Molecule: messenger RNA, 2148 nt
Organism: Melampsora larici-populina 98AG31
Lineage: Eukaryota; Fungi; Basidiomycota; Pucciniomycetes; Pucciniales; Melampsoraceae
Product: bleomycin hydrolase-like protein
Exons: 11
Coding region: 1-2148 (715 amino acids)
Biological process (GO): L-homocysteine catabolic process; response to toxic substance; proteolysis
Cellular component (GO): cytoplasm
Molecular function (GO): cysteine-type aminopeptidase activity
Source: RefSeq, a predicted model, not a curated record